AUGGUCCCAUACGACGAACCGAUUUAUGGCUUUUUUGGGGAGAAAGUUUCCACCCGCGGCUACAUUGACCUCCAUACCGUCUUCCGAGAUGGCACCCAAACAAAGACAAUUCCUAUACGCUUCCUUAUCGUCGAUGCACCUAAAUCUUAUAACGUACUCCUCAGCCGCCCUUCACUCAACACUCUUGGCAUUGUUGUUUCCACACCUCAUCUGGCCAUGAAGUUCUCCUCCCCAUCUGGCGACAUCCUCACCAUUCAUGGCGACCAACGCCUUGCACGCGAAUGCGACAUGGCCAGCCUACGCCCACAGCUCCCCAUCCUGCAAACCAAUCAUAUUGAACGACCACCCGGCUCUAAGAUCGCCUUGUCUGGUGAUGAUCUAGAUCCCAAAGUGGGUCGGGAUGUCCGCCUUGAACCUGUUCAAGAAACCACCCCAUGGAGCGGCCUAAUGGCCGCACCAUCAAACUCGAAGCCCACUAUACCACUUGGCUCUCUAACGUGGUCCUGGUCAAGAAAGCCAACGGCUAAUGGCGGAUGUGUGUUUAUUACACGAAUCUUAACAAAGUCUGUCCCAGAGAUUUCCUACCCCUUAUCCAAUAUUGACCGACUUGUCAAUGAUGCAACCGGUAACAAGGUCCUCAGUUUUCUUGAUGCAUACUCCAAUUAUAACCAAAUUCUCAUGGCCGCAUCUGACAUAAACAAAAUCGCCUUUAUCAUAGACGACGCCAAUUACUUCUACAAGAUCAUGCCAUUUGGUUUUAAAAACGCAGGAGCAACCUACCAACGACUGAUGGACAAUGUCUUCAGUCAUUUAAUGGGCAAAUUUGUCGAAGUAUACGUUGACGACAUGGUUGUCAAAUUCUCAAGCCAUCACCAGCACGCUCAGAACCUAUCAGCAGUCUUUUCCGCAUUACGACAAUACAAUCUCCGCCUCAACCCCGACAAAUGCGUUUUCGGCGUCGACCGCGGUAAAUUCCUUGGAUUCAUGCUGACACCGCGUGGCAUAAAGGCUAAUCCUGAAAAGUGCAACGCGAUCAUUGAAAUGCGAAGCCCCACUAGUGUCAAAGAAGUACAACGCCUCAUAGGCCGCCUCACUGCCAUCUCCCGCUUCCUUCCCAAACUAGCCGAACAAAUCCAACCCAUCAUUCAGCUGCUCAAAAAAUCCGCCAAGUUCACGUGGAAUGAUGAUUGUGAACAAGUAUUUCAAAAGCUAAAAACCACACUCACCUCAUUGUCCAUCCUUCAUAAACCGGAUACUCAUCAACCCUUACUGGUCUACAUCACCACCACCGAUCACACUGUAAGCGCCGCACUGGUCCACGAUGUCGGCGGCACCCAACAUCCUAUUUACUUCGUGAUGAGUGCCCGACUACCCGAUCCAGAAGAUAUUGAAGAAACCAGACCUUGCGGGGUGGAUGUCUUCCUGGGCCGUCGAGUUAUCCGAAUUCAACAUCCGCUACGAACCCCACGACCCCAUCAAAGCUCAAUGCCUUCUGACGAGGACCAAUGGACAAUUUAUGUUGAUGGUUCGUCAAACCCAGAGGGGGCAGGUGCCGGCAUUGUACUAGAAGGCCCCAACGACAUCCUCAUCGAAAAAUCCCUCCAUUUCGCCUUUAAGACGUAUACCAACCAAGUCGGCUUAUCCCUGGCCCGCGAGGUUGGUGUCAAGUCACUAACAUGCAAAACCGAUUCCAAACUUACCGUCGGCCAUUUAAAUGACAAGUUCCAGAUCAAAGACCCUACCCUCCUACAAUACUACCAUCUGGUCCAGAAAGUCGUCCAGUCCGCCUUCAAACAAGUCCGCAUCCAACAAAUUCUCAGGUUCGAAAACGUCAGAGCCGACAUAUUAUCCAAACUAGCCAGCACCAAGUUAAAAAGCCGCCAGCGAUCACCAUUGCAACAAACACUGUCCGCCUCUUCCAUCACAAAUACUUGCCAUACCCUAACCCAACACCAAGCCGACAAUUGGGCAACUCCUUACAUCCAAUACCUCCAAACCGGUAACCCUCCACCUAACGCUGACAAAACUUGGAUAACUAAAGUCGCUAGGUACACGAUGAUAGGCGAUGACUUGUACAAACGCGGAUACGACCAACCACUUCUCAAAUGCGUCACUGCAGAACAAGCUCAGUACAUUAUUAAAGAAUUACAUGAAGGCAUAUGCAGCUAUCAUUCCAGCUCACACACCAUGACUACCAGAAUCCUUCGCGCCAGUUACUUCUGGCUGACCAUGGAGACAGACUGCCAAGACUUCGUCAAAAAAUGCAUACCAUGCCAGAAACAUGGCAACCUUAUCCAUCAGAAAUAG
Vigna unguiculata (cowpea) is the source of this 2307-nucleotide messenger RNA. NCBI's taxonomy places the organism in Eukaryota, Viridiplantae, Streptophyta, Magnoliopsida, Fabales, Fabaceae. The record is from RefSeq and is a predicted model, not a curated record.